CGCAGCACCAGCCCCGGAUGAGUUUAGGCUGCUCGCUGCCUCUGAAACCACAGAAACAAUCAUGACCACAAAUAAAGUGGUUAUUGAAGCCCAAAAGCUGGGGUCCUGUGGUGAGGCAGGGGAUGGAGACACCAAUAUUCAAGUGAAAAUAUUUCAGGUCCCAGUCAUCACACCUGUGCAACCUUCCACCAAGGGGGGCUCCAUCUCUGCCCCACCUAAAAUCAUCUUCACUGAUCAUGGCCACCAACCUAGCUCCUCUACAGUGACAGUCCCAGGGUGUCACACUUCCUCUUCUUCCCUCAUGGUGGUAGCAAAGCUGGCCACUGCAGGAGGUGUGAGUGCUAACAGCCAACCACAGAUGACAAAACCAGCUUUGAGCCAUGUGACCUCCAUUAACCAGGCAGCGACCCCAGGAAGGACAGUGGUGAUAACUGUACCGAGGGCCGCAGGGCCACAGCCAGUUCCUGUGGCUCCUCGGCUGCCACAGCCGGCUGCCUCCCCACAGCUUCCAGCAAAUAUCCACAUCCCAGCAGGUAUGAUGUUGAUCCGCAGUGACAGCGGUCAGCUGAUGCUGGUAUCCCAGCAUGCAUUGGCACAGGCUCAGCGGGGACCAAGAGGCGUCAGUGGUCAAGCACCUAGAACAGUUGUUCCACAGGUAUCUGCAGCAGCUGCCAAUAAAAGUCAUGACAAGGUGACAGUGAUCAGGAUGGCACCCCCUCCUAGUUUCCAACCAGCACCAGUCCAGAACCAGAAGACAGCUGUGGUAAAGGUGAUUGGGGUGGCUCCCAAACCAGCUGUAAUCCAGACCGCCAGCGCUGUGUCUGAACGGGGGAGCCAGCCUCGCGUUCAGCCGGUUGGCACAGAAAACAAAAAGGAACCACCUUCCACAUUCACUCAGGCGACCCUGGGAAGUGUCAAAAAGUGCAAGAACUUCCUGGUGACUCUGAUCAAGCUGGCCUCCAGUGACUCCAGGUCUGCCAACAUGGCCAACAACGUCAGAGAACUAGUCAGGAGUCUGCUGGAAGGGAAGCUAGAAGCAGAGGAGUUCACAGAGCAGCUCUAUCAGGAGUUGAAGUCAACUCCACAGCCCUGCUUGGUGCCUUUUCUCAAGAAAAGUCUCCCUGCAGUGCGUCGGCUGACUGCAGACUCCCAGUUAUUCAUCCAACAGGCCUCAGCUUCUACCUGCAAUUCCAACACUCUUGUUUCCUCUGUGAAGCAGUCCAGCACAGACACAGGACAAAAUCUCAACACCGGCCAGCAGGUCGUUAUCCAGCAACCUCGAGGAGUGACUCUGAGACCCGGGUCGACGACAUUCACCCGGUCCAGAAAUUACAGCUCUAGGAGCAGCAGACCUACCCCGAAACACACAGUGGUCCAGUCAGGAAAACACCUCACAGGUACUUUUUCAAUAAAGCAGCCUUUUAGUCAGGAUCCACCUCAUUCCACCAAAUGUACAUUCAAGGACAGUUCAGGAUCGUACAGAGAAGAUGAUGACAUUAAUGAUGUCGCCUCUAUGGCUGGAGUCAACCUAAGGGAGGAGAAUGCACAGAUCUUGACCACCGUGGUUGGCUCUGUGGUGCAGUCCUGCCAUGAUCAGCUGUUCCUCUCACCUAACCCAGUGCUCAGCCGAAUCCUAAACACAGGACAGGCAUUUGGAGUGACGGAUGUUGGUCCAGAGGUGGUAGCUCUGGUUUCUCAUGCCACAGAGGUGUGUCUCCGUGGGCUGCUGGAGAAGCUGACUGUGAUGUCGGAACAGCGCAAAGCAGCCCCGAAGGAGGAUCUGUGGCAUGUCAAAGUAAGUGAUGUACGCUCCCAGCUUCACAUUAUGGAGGAAGUGGAGAGUUUAAAGAAGAAGAGAAAAGAAGAAGAGGAGAGAGAGAGACUGCUGCGUCUGGCCAGAAGUCGCUCACAUACUGAGGAUCCACAGCAUCAGCAGCUCAAGCAAAGAGCCAAACAGUUUCAACAAAUGGAAGAAGCUGAGCUGCAGCACAGAGUGGCCAACCAGACUGCACUGGCUGCCAUCGGGCCUCGCAGGAAGAGACCUCUGGAGCAGACUGAAGGCCAGGUGACUCUGCUGCCCAGACAGGGUGUUCAGACAGUGACUCGGGUAAUGCUGAAGGACCUGCUGGUGUGUAUGGAGCAGGACCACUUCCUUUGCCACUCUCUCACUCUGUACAAAGCCAUGCUCUGA
Molecule: messenger RNA, 2191 nt
Organism: Plectropomus leopardus (leopard coralgrouper)
Lineage: Eukaryota; Metazoa; Chordata; Actinopteri; Perciformes; Serranidae
Source: RefSeq, a predicted model, not a curated record